AGGAAAUACCAUCUAAAGCCUGUUUCUGCAGAGGAAGAGAAUUUUCCACUAGCCUAUUCUUUGGUUGUUCAUAAAGAUGCAGUAAUGGUAGAAAGGCUUAUACAUUCACUGUAUAGCCAUCAAAAUAUAUACUGCAUCCAUUAUGACCAAAAAGCAGCAAAAAGCUUCAAAUCUGCCAUGAACAAUCUAGCUAAAUGUUUCCCCAAUAUUUUCAUUGCAUCAAAAUUGGAAACGGUGGAGUAUGCACAUAUUUCAAGGCUGCAGGCAGAUUUCAAUUGUUUGUCUGAUUUGAUGGACUCCUCAGUUCCCUGGAAGUAUGUUAUUAAUUUGUGUGGCCAAGAUUUCCCUCUGAGGUCGAAUUUCCAGUUGGUUGCUGAACUGAAAAAACUCAGUGGGGGAAAUAUGCUGGAAACUAUAAAGCCAAGCAGUAGCAAAAGAGAACGAUUUAUUUAUCACUAUGAACUAAUGAAAGUGCCUUAUGAA
Messenger RNA from Tinamus guttatus (white-throated tinamou), 483 nucleotides. NCBI's taxonomy places the organism in Eukaryota, Metazoa, Chordata, Aves, Tinamiformes, Tinamidae. The record is from RefSeq and is a predicted model, not a curated record.